Messenger RNA from Sinocyclocheilus anshuiensis, 3390 nucleotides. Its product is annotated as serine/threonine-protein kinase greatwall-like. Lineage: Eukaryota; Metazoa; Chordata; Actinopteri; Cypriniformes; Cyprinidae. The record is from RefSeq and is a predicted model, not a curated record. Gene Ontology annotation, biological process: intracellular signal transduction; peptidyl-serine phosphorylation. The transcript is spliced from 12 exons. Bases 466 to 3054 code for a protein of 862 amino acids. Gene Ontology annotation, molecular function: ATP binding; protein serine/threonine kinase activity. Gene Ontology annotation, cellular component: nucleus.
GAAAUUUGAACAGUACAUUUCUAUCGUAAGAAUAAAACAACAAGUAUAUCACUUAUAAAAUAAACAUCAGCACUAAUACAAUCUUUAAUAAACGUAAAAAAAAAUGUCCAGUUGACUAUUCAAUUUCAGACUUUCGAGGCGACUAAACCACCGCGUCUUAGGACCCACAUUUAUGUCGCUCAUUUCAAAUUUCAAAUUUCAAAACAAACGAGUCGCGCCUGUCAACAGUGAGAAUGGAUGCGGUGGACUGAACGACUCGUUUAAACUAAUACAAACCGAAUACAUGUAGCGUGCAAAACCAUUUUUGGUGAUAUGUAUUUCAUUUUCAAAACAAUAAUCACCAUUAAUCGUUUUUGUACUUCUCUGAAUGAGGAUCAUCUGACUGCAUGGUGAGACGACCGACUAACUAGUGAUAUAAACUAGUGAAUUAAUUGGAAUAAAUUAAUAUUUGAAGAGAUAGCAGCGAUGGAAGCUCAUGGAAUAUCAUCUGAAGGCUCAAACAGCGCAGUGAAAGCUCCCUCCAUCGAGGACUUUAUGCUGGUCAAACCUAUCAGUCGAGGAGCCUUUGGGAAGGUUUACCUCGCCAGAAAGAAAUGCAACUCCAAACUCUAUGCAGUCAAGGUGGUGAAGAAAGCAGACAUGGUGGAUAAGAACAUGACAGAUCAGAUGAAAGCUGAGAGAGAUGCUCUUGCUCUCAGUAAAAGUCCUUUUAUUGUGCACCUGUUUUACUCUCUUCAAACCGCAACUAAAGUCUAUUUGGUAUAUGUAUAUAUGUAUAUUGGAGAUGUAAAAUCACUUCUUCAUAUUUAUGGGUACUUUGAUGAAGACAUGUCUCUAAAAUACAUCUCAGAGGUCGCACUCGCUCUGGAUUACCUUCACAGACACAGCAUUAUUCACAGGGACUUAAAACCAGACAACAUGCUCAUCUCAAAUGAGGGUCACAUUAAGCUCACCGACUUUGGGCUCUCCAAGGUUAAACUUGACAGGGAACUAAACCUGAUGGACAUUCUAACCACACCUUCUUUGGUGAAACCUGAGAAAGAUUAUUUCAGAACACCUGGUCAAGUUCUGUCACUGAUAAGCUCUCUUGGUCUUAAUACUCCAGUGACAGAGAGCAAGGGUCACAGCAGCACAGUGUUGGGCAGCCCCAUGUCCUGUGGAAAAGUCAAGCAGAGGAAUAGUUCUCUGUGUUCGCCUCUGCUGAAGAGACGGGCUGAUCACCUGAAUUCACCAGUAUGCACAACUCGAGCUCUAGGAUCCAACUGGGUGUUCAGUCCGGGCCUGCUGGCUAGAAGUUUGACACCAAGGCUGAUGAAAUCAAGGAAGAGAUUUGAGACGCUGAGUGUUGGGAGUGCCCACUCAUGCCUGUUACCAUCCACUACUGAUUCUGAAGACUGUGUCAGCCCGAUGUGGGAAGAUGAGCAGAAUUUACAAGAUGGCGAGAACCUUCCACAGUUAAACGGAAGAGAUGUGGGCAAUAGAAACAUUCCCUUGACACAUGUGGAAAGGAGGAAGAUGUUUCCAGCACGAGCUCAGGAUCACAGCACUGUUUUGACUCCGCUCAAUAACCAAGUGGACAAUAGCAGAAAUAUUAAACCAGAUAUUUCUGCAAAGAGGCUUCAAUUUAGUGCAUCCAACGACUGUACUACUCCACUGGGUAAAGCUGAUUCCCAUCAGUCCAUUGGGAACGGUCUUAUAAAACCAGAGCUUCCAACAGAGCCCAAAUCCUCAGUAAAGAGAGCUUUUGAAGAAGUAGAGAAAAGCCCAGAACAGGCUGAGAUCCAUUGCAAGAAAAACGACGCAGUGUACAAGAGGUCUUUCCACAUUCCUGAGGACAACUCAAGGGUCCACACAGGCUUGACAGGAAUUUUCUCAAUUGUGGGGCUUGAUGAUGUUAAAAGUGCACCGAUAUGUCAACAGUUGAGUGAGAGAAUGGGCCCAAAGCAAUCUAGUCCCAUAGCCGUGGCCAAAAACCUCUUCUGUGAUCUCGAAGAUCAAGGCGAGGAGGUGGCUUUGCUUAAAGCAGAGGCCAACUCGAGCUCCCCGACCUCACCCGGUGAUGACCGAAAUAUCAGAAGAAGCCUUAGUUUAGAUUCGGAUGGCUCGGCCCAUGAAAUGUCAGUGGUUGCUAACACACCACAAAAAUCGAAGGACUUAAAACAAGAGGCUUUGUUGUCCUCUUUUGAGGAGCUGGAUGAAAAUGAGAUUUCCGUAGUCACACCGGCGGCCCGACCCACAUUGGCUACACCAAAGCAUAGCAGUGCAAAGCAGCAUAGGGGUAAAUCUGAGCGUUCUCUUCUUAGCCAUCCUCAUAGGUUGUCUGACAGUAUGGUCAAAUCGCCUGGCUUCCUCAAACCCAGGAAUGUGGUUGUGUUCAGGAGCUACUGUAGCUCCAUAAACCGCUCUUGUAUGUCACAUCUCAGCCUGGCCUCUUUGGAUGCCAUGGAAAUGUCUGCGUCAACCUCUUUCCACAAUGCCCAGUCUGCAGUGACUCCGGUUCAGAAGAAAAGGCCUAGUCUGAGCAGCUCACUUUACCAGACUCCACAGCAGAUGAUUAUGUCUCACACUCCCUAUAGGACACCAAAAAGUGUUCGUAGAGGUCCAGAACGUGUAGAAGGGGCUCCUAUCCUGGGAACUCCUGAUUACUUGGCGCCAGAACUUUUAUUAGGCAAACCUCAUGAUUUCAUGGUGGAUUGGUGGGCGUUAGGUGUUUGUCUGUUCGAGUUCCUCACGGGAGUCCCACCGUUCAAUGACGAGACCCCUCAGCUGGUGUUCCAGAACAUUCUCAACAGAGAUAUACCGUGGCCAGAUGGAGAUGAGGAGUUAACCCAUAAUGCAAGAAAUGCCAUAGAGAUUCUUCUCACUAUGGAUCCAACCAAACGGGCUGGCUUAAAAGAGCUAAAGGGUCAUCUGUUCUUUGAUGGUGUGGACUGGGAAAACCAUCACCAUCAGACUAUGCCCUUCAUUCCUCAGCCUGAUGAUGAGACUGACACCUCGUACUUUGAGGCGAGAAACACAGCCCAGCAUCUCACUGUAUCAGGCUUCAGUCUGUAAUACACACAAACUGUGCCAUGGACUCAUACAGUAAGUUCAGGUGCAGCUGGAAACUCUAAUGUAUACAGAUCCCACAGUGCUCUUGUUUAUUCUCCAUCCUGCUAUCUUUAUUCAUGUUUUGUAUGUUCUUGAAAAUACAUGUUUAGAAUGACGUCAUGUUGGAAAGCAUCCUGAAAUGCAGUGAGGUGGGAUUUUAACCCUUUUGCACAUACAUGCCACAAGACUUGUGGUGUAAAAACACUAUGCUUGUCGGACUGAAAUUUUAACAUGCUGAAUGUUUUAACUAGUCUACAGCAAGUAUGAUUCUGAACAUGGUUGUUUGCUGCUUAAAAAAAU